Messenger RNA from Caenorhabditis briggsae, 1536 nucleotides. The transcript is spliced from 7 exons. The record is from RefSeq and is a predicted model, not a curated record. NCBI's taxonomy places the organism in Eukaryota, Metazoa, Nematoda, Chromadorea, Rhabditida, Rhabditidae. Bases 1 to 1536 code for a protein of 511 amino acids.
AUGAAGAACUUUGAAGUUCUCUUCUCCAUCUUCAUCAUAGCUAUGACGAUGUUUGCGAAAGAUCCAUUGCUUCCGGACACCUCUUCCGGACACCUCACCAAGGACGAAAGUGGAUCGUCUCAUGGCAACAUGCAGUGGAUGGACUCUACUGUCCAACAGGACCAAGAAUUGAAUCACAAUCCAAAACCAUGGUCCAGCUCAAUUGGAGGUUCCAUCGCCGGAGGAGAUGCGCUUCCAACACCAUGGACCAGCUCAGUUGGAGGUCCCAUCGCCGGAGGAGAUGCGCUUCCAAAACCAUGGUCCAGCUCGAUCGGAUGUCCCAUCGCCGGAGGAGAUGCGCUUCCAAAAGCAUGGUCCAGCUCAAUUGGAGGUCCCAUCGCCGGAGGAGAUGCGCUUCCAAAAGCAUGGUCCAGCUCAAUCGGAGGUCCCAUCGCCGGAGGAGAUGCGCUUCCAACACCAUGGACCAGCUCCAUUGGAGGUCCCAUCGCCGGAGGAGAUGCGCUUCCAACACCAUGGACCAGCUCAAUUGGAGGUCCCAUCGCCGGAGGAGAUGCGCUUCCAACACCAUGGACCAGCUCAAUUGGAGGUCCCAUCGCCGGAGGAGAUGCGCUUCCAACACCAUGGACCAGCUCAAUUGGAGGUCCCAUCGCCGGAGGAGAUGCGCUUGAGAUAAUUUUAAAGUUUUGGAUGUGUUAUUUUACAAAAAGUGGUAAUGACAUAUUUUCUACUUCAAACGGUGAGAAAUCCUUCUCUCAGAUUGAUCUGGCCGCAGCAUUUUUUUUUCAGAUUGAACUUGAUGAGCGUACAAAGAUUAUCUGGGUGCAAUGGUCCACCAUUCGGAGUCCAAUCAGCUUCAGGAUCGUCCCAGCAGGUAUUCGAUUCGAUGAUUACUGCGCGUGUUUUUUUCUGUGCCUAUCAAUGUUCAAAAAUUGUAUUCUUAUUCUGCUAAUUGUUUCAAAUAAUCUGAAUGUAUUCAACGCUAUUCAACUUAUUAUCUUUGAUAAUUGGCCUGCGUCUCAAAAUGUGUGUCAAUCGGCCGUCGAUGAUGCGAGAGCUAAUGCAAUGUGCACUACUAAAUCUAUUCAAAUAAAUCGCCAGCAAGGUUGUGCAGGAGAUAAUAGUGUCAAAGCGGCAUCUUAUGCUAUAAACGCCGUCGCCUCUAAAACCACUGGGGAAUAUGAUUUUGUUUUUGUUGGCCCAACGUGUACAACCGAUAUUCGUACAAUAGGCGAUUUCGCGGAAAUAUGGAAGUCUCCUGUGAUUGGAUAUGAGCCUGUUUUUGAGGAGCGUGGCGUUCAAGAACUGACAUCGGUUAUUAAUGUGGCUCAAUUUUCGGUUGGCGGGGUUGCCGAGACGCUUGUUAUUCUAAUGAGAGAGCUGAACCAAACCGAGAUAUCUCUUGUGGGAUCGGUGAAAGUGAUGCCUAACGGACUAUCACUCGCCAAUGAUAUUAAGGCAUAUAAUAAGAAGUGUGGAACAUGCCAAGUGUCGGAUCACUAUGAAAAUUUGGGAGGGUGGAAAGCAGACCUAGAUUGA